AUGCUGAAUACGUGUACUUUUGAACAGAGUAAUUCUUUUUGCUUAUCACCUCAUUUUCCUUUCAUUCCACGUUUCAUGAGCAUUAGUAACAAAACAAGUUUUCUCAAUGGUAUGCAUUACGGGUUUUUAACUCUUGCUUUUCUACUUCUGACAUUACAUCAUGAAUCUCCGAUCUCAGGGCCCCACUAUUUUGUUCUUUCGAAUGAAUUAGUUUUUUUCGAUCUCCUCAUCAAUCGAUUCAAAAAAAAAAAUCUAAUCCACAACACAUCAAACCACAUUGCAUAG
Messenger RNA from Caenorhabditis briggsae, 285 nucleotides. Bases 1 to 285 code for a protein of 94 amino acids. The transcript has a single exon. Lineage: Eukaryota; Metazoa; Nematoda; Chromadorea; Rhabditida; Rhabditidae. The record is from RefSeq and is a predicted model, not a curated record.